UUUCAAAAAGUGAUUCUACAUUCUUUAACAGGUGAUGACGGCGACUAUGGAGGUAUUCACAUCAAAUGCAUUUCACAGUAUAUGCAGCUUACCCUGGAAAAAGUUCACUAUAAAAAGAUAGAUCCCGAGAGCUUACGCUUAAGAGACCCAAGAUGUAAAGUUGCUUUUUACAACAAAACAAUCAUGGUCAUUCGAGCACCGCUAGGCAAUUGCGGUACAACGUCAGCGACCGAGGGCAAAUUAAUACGUUUCACUAAUGACGUUUAUGCGGAAGUGAGUGGAAGUUCGGCCAUUUCACGGGCUCCAGCGUAUCAGUUCCGUCUUGAGUGUCUGUACUACGCUUCUGUUAAAAUAUCAUUGCAUUCGUUCAAGGCAGAAGACACCAUUAUUGUAACUCCUACACCAGGCAAGUGUGCUCUUAAUAAUGUCUUUUCUUCUCUGAUAAAAAGAUUGCGAGCAAAGUGUCGACUCGGGAUGGAGUUAGCGAUUAGAAGUUGAAACUUCCUGAGACCAUCAUGCAAUCCCUUUCCCCACUUUACGGUACACUACCACUUCCACCACCCAAUCCCAGAGGCGACAGCUUGCUCAUAGGGUACUGGAUAAGUGAUGGUAAUAGGAUUGAGUGGAGUACAAUUCAGGGAGUAAUAAGACUUAAGUUUGUUAUUGACACAGUUACAGCUAUAAUAGCUUAGAGGUAUUAAAAUUCAAAUGAACUAUAAUGUACAGGGCUGCGUUCAGAGAAAGUUGAAGCCAAAACUAAAUUUUGGCCGUCAGCCUAAAUUUGACAUUUCUAUGGCAGUAAAAGUUAUGUCAAGGCACAUACGAGCCCACAGGCUCAAAUAGCGUAAGCUUAACGCGGCCUCAGAAGAACGGGGUACCUAGUUCCUCUAUCAAGUUCUCUCUCCGGAUUCCCAACCCUUACCGAGCGCCAUCGUAAUGUGGUGAGUGCGCACAUCUAUUGCGACGGGGAGGGGGGGGGGGGGGAGGCCGUUAAUCUUCUUUAAAAAGGGGGGGGGGGGGAAUUUAAAGGGGAUUAAGGGGUUACUUUUAGAAUAAAAAAAACGAUUUGUUUUUUUUUUUUUUUUUCAUUGGUUGAGUUCACCCCAUGUCAAAAACAUAAACAAAAUUGUGUAUUUGCUAGAAAAAAAAAAUUUAGAAGAGGCCCCAACCGCGCCACAGGGCAAAAACGCCGAACGAUAACCGCGGCCCAGAAAAAGGGGGUUCCCUUGUCCUCUAUCAUUGUUCCCCCCCGGAUCCCCCCCCCCUCCCGGGCCCCAAUGUAAGGGGGGGGGGGGCACACAUCUUUGGGGGGGGGGGGGGGGGGGGGGGAGCUCGUUAACUUUCCUUAAAAAGAGGGGCGGGUGGAAUUUAUAGAGGAUUCAAGGUCUACUUUUUGAAUAAAAUGAACGAUUUGUGUUUGUGUUUUUUUUUCAUCGGCUGAGUUAACCUCCAGUCACAAUCACACGGUUUUUAUUUUUUAAACCCACUUGCGUGCUGAUGAUCAAAGUUUGCUCGUCAUAUCGAUCUUUGAGUACUUUUCACUCCCUGCUUUCCUAACAGAAAUGAUCAGCACAUUUAUGAGACUAUGUACACAUAUUAUAAUAUGAUUUCUCGACUUUAUUUCAAGGUAUUGGAAAAUUUAAGUUUGAAACAAGCAUGUACCAGACAAACAAGUACAUCAGUAAGUACACACAGUUCCCCGUCAAAGUUCACCUUGGAGAAAGUAUCUACCUACAAGUCAACCUCAAAAGCAACCAAAGUGGUUUGUCUCUGCUACUGGAGAACUGCCGUGCGACACCAACUAAAAAUCCAAAUGAUACAACAUACCACACCUUGAUCAAGGACGGGUAAGCAUAAAAAGCUAGGAUGGUGUCAACUAUUCUUAGUCAAGUAAACUACAAAAAAUUAAUAAGAAAUAAUGGCCGAAUUUUAUUUAGCGCAGAAAAACUACAGUCGAAUCUCCUUGUGUGACCACUCCAGUAUACGACUAUCUAUCCUUAUGUUUAUUACACAACGGUGUACUCCUCGUAGAUAGCCAUUUAUGAGUGUAUGUUUGGCAAAGUUUUGAGAAAAGUGGGGAAAUCAGAGUGAGGAACAGUUGUGCAUGGAAAAGAGUUGAAUAUGGGGCUUAGCACCGAAGUACAGUGACUAGGGUUAAGCACUCUUUUCAAAACGGUUAGCUUUCAAUAAUGUAAUGAUCAAUGUCAUAUAAACUGAGUUAAAAUUAACCGAUGUAGGUAGUUAGCCCUUGAUGGUAGUAGAUACGGAUGUUGAUCAAACUUCAGAUGGUGCGGGUUCAAGUCCUACAUACUACCUACUGUUUUCUUCCGUUUUCUUUCUUCUCUUACUAACUAGUGCUUUAAGUUAUAAAACUCCUAUCAUGUGUUUUGAGUAAAGAUGACAGUCUGAUUUUAGGGUAUCCAUUCUAGUCACAACCAUUGAGGAUUCAACGAUAUUUUAUGUGGUAUUACAUUGCUUGAUGACGUCAUUUUACUUCAACUACCAGAAUCCUUCAAUUUGCUGUUUUGUUGUGCAAAUCAGAGUUAUUAUUUUUUAAAUUUCAGAGGGAUUGGCAAAUUUGAAUAAGAAAGCAAAAACGAAAUGAACUCUGAUAGUUGUAGUCAAACGUCGUCUUCGUGAAAAUGGCCUACUUACUAGAAUUCAGUAAAAUGUAAUACAACACCUCGCAUACUGUGAGGCUAUGCAGUUCACAAUAGAUGCUUGUGCAUCAGUAGACUGGAUCUGCGUACGCUUACGGGUCCCAGACAUGCUGGAACUGGGCCCGAAGCCCACAGUGCUAAGGGAGCAUUACUUGGAGGGGAUUCGAGAUUGGACUCUUGAUCUCAGAUCACCCGGAUGUGUUACGACAAGGCAAAUCCAAAUAAGAUUCUUUAGAAUCAAAAUAGCACGGCAAAAUUGCGUGAAGCGGUGGAAUGGGGCGGGACUCAUAUUUUCCAAAUAAGAGCGCUUUCCAGAAGUAUUUUUUUCGGAUCAGUAUCCCUAGAAAUGUGCGGAUCCUAAAUCCUAAAAACCUAGAUUUAACUGGGCCUUUUGUAGCUAAUAAAUGGAGCAUGACUUUAGAUUCAUAUCUUAAGUACAGAAAUGCGAAAUCAGCUUUUGGAUUCAUAAGUCCGGCUUUAGAAAUACUGUCCCCCAAAUAAACUAACGUAGAAAUUCCUUGGUUGUGUUUCAGAUGCCCAGUCGAUGAACACUUGAAUUACAAGAACUCCGAUUCUCCUUAUCAGCGAUUUAGUUUCCAGUCCUUUAAAUUCAACAACACUGAAGUAGUGUAUCUUCACUGUGAGGUAUACGUUUGUGCAAACAAUACCAACUGUUCAGAAGGCUGCACACAGGAACCAGGCAACAUUAGAAGGCGGAGAGAUAAGAGGAGCCCUUCUGAUCACAGGAGAUCCACGUCUUUACAGGGUGCAGUCAAAAUUUUAACGGAAAGAGUCCAAGGGGCGCCGUUACCGAUCGAUGAAGGUUAGACAUUACUAACUCAGAAUAUUUCCGUUAAGUUCAUCAUAAAAAGAUUAUUUAAAAUAGGGGAAGUACAACUGGUGCAAUGCGGGAAAGUUACAACCUAUGCAGUAAUGGAAAAGUCAGUUCAGAACUCUCUAAUUAUCUGCCUCUCUGAAUGACCUUGACCGCGCCAACCUUCAUGUGAAAGCGAGAACUAGGCUUCUGUUUGUGAAAACUGACGGAACUUUCCGUUCCUUUUACCCUGAACGUAGCCUGCGUAGCUGGCGGUAUUGUGUGGGUGCGAGAUUAAAGUUUUGGCGGCGGAGCUGUGUUCCAAAACAGGGAGUAGGGACGAGGCGGUUGACUAUAUUACAACGGCUCCGCCGCCAAAUCUCACUCGACUACUACACAAUACCGCCAGUUACGCAGGCUACCCUGAACGUGUUUUUGGCCUUGGGUUUUUGUUUCAGUGACAUGUGAGAUCUAAAGAUUGUUUUUGAAGCGGCCGUUCACAAUUUUUACAGUAGGCUUAGUUCUAUGUACAGAAACGUUUCAAUUCCGUAGUAUGAUUUAGAUAAGUAGCCAUGUCAGUACAGGCUAAACACAAGUUCAAUAUAAAGGAACAUUAUAAAACCAUCAAUCAAAUACCAGGUGAGUUUUGGCGCGUAAACAUGAUAUCUUAACAAGUGAAAAGGUCACCCUUGCUAAGGCUUCAUGUAAGUCGCUCCUUUUGCCGCAAAAUAUAAAUAAAUAAAUAAAGUUACAUUUGUCUUCUCAUGUUCAAAAAUACUUCACUACUAGAAUAGAAGUUUCAUAUCUCCGCGCGGCCAUGUAAUAUCCCCCAUUGUUAUAUAGCUGGAAAUUUCUGCUCAACAGCGCGCGGUCUCAUUGGUUACUUCGAGGUCACAUCAUAUCUAACAAUGAAACUGUUUCCCGCCAAAAUCUCUGAGCGGGUAACAUUGAAAAAAUCUAUGACGUCAGAGGGUAGCAAUGCAAUGUUACCCGCGAAUGUUGACCGAUGACCGCCGUUACAGCGAGGUUUAAUGAAUUUCCAGCUUCAAAAAAUUUUCAGCUAUAUAACAAAUUACUUUAAGACUUGUCCCUCGGGAAACAAUAAAUUUUGUUUCCCUCGAAUCGAGGGAAACAAAAUGAACUGUUUCCCUCGUGACCAGUCAUUAAGUGUUUAAUACUGUUUAUUGAGACUGGCAUUUUCUGAUCCUUUCAGGUUCUCGUUCCUACGCCCCUGUCGUAACAAUUGAGAAGUUACUUAUCCUCUUGACGUUCACUCUGGCAUGUUUCUCGGCGUUGUAA
Molecule: messenger RNA, 4773 nt
Organism: Porites evermanni
Lineage: Eukaryota; Metazoa; Cnidaria; Anthozoa; Scleractinia; Poritidae
Source: the annotation of a GenBank genome assembly